Corapipo altera (White-ruffed manakin) is the source of this 4292-nucleotide messenger RNA. RefSeq names its product serine/threonine kinase 36 (gene STK36). The transcript is spliced from 27 exons. Gene Ontology annotation, biological process: protein phosphorylation. NCBI's taxonomy places the organism in Eukaryota, Metazoa, Chordata, Aves, Passeriformes, Pipridae. Gene Ontology annotation, cellular component: cytoplasm. The record is from RefSeq and is a predicted model, not a curated record. Gene Ontology annotation, molecular function: protein kinase activity; ATP binding. Bases 259 to 4287 code for a protein of 1342 amino acids.
GGGCAGGAGCGGAGCGGGGCGAGGGCCGUCCCGUCCCGUCCCGUCCCGUCCCACCCCACCGCGGAAUUGCUGCGGGGCAUCGGCAGGGCCCGUCCAACCCCAGGGUUGCUGCGGGGGCGUCGGCCGGGGCUCGGGGCUUGUCCUGCCCUGGAGCCGGUGGGCAGGGACGGAGCCUGGCGUGGGGGUGGAGAGGGCGAUACCCGCCCAAGGGACCCGGCCCCCGGUGCAGCACCGCGCUCAGCGGACCCGGCCCAAACGAUGGAGCGGUACCACGUCCUGGAAAUGAUCGGCGAAGGCUCCUUCGGGCGCGUGUAUAAGGGGCGCCGGAAACACAGCGCCCAGGUGGUGGCCUUGAAGUUCAUCCCCAAGGUGGGGCGGUCUGAGAAGGAGCUGAAGAACCUGCAAAGAGAAAUUGAGAUCAUGAGAGGCCUCCAUCACCCCAACAUCAUCCAGAUGCUUGACAGCUUCGAGACUGAUAAGGAGGUGGUGGUGGUGACUGACUAUGCAGAGGGGGAACUUUUCCAGAUUCUGGAGGACGAUGGGAGUUUGCCUGAGGACCAGGUCCAGACCAUCGCUGCUCAGCUGGUCUCUGCUCUCUAUUACCUGCACUCCCACCGCAUCCUGCACCGAGACAUGAAACCCCAGAACAUCCUUCUGGGCAAAGAUGGUGUUGUCAAGCUCUGUGACUUUGGGUUUGCCCGUGCCAUGAGCAUCCAUACCAUGGUGCUGACCUCCAUCAAGGGCACCCCACUGUAUAUGUCCCCUGAGCUGGUGGAGGAGCGGCCGUAUGACCACACAGCAGAUCUCUGGUCUGUGGGCUGCAUCCUGUACGAGCUGUUUGUGGGCACUCCUCCCUUCUACACCAACAGCAUCUUCCAGCUUGUCAGCCUCAUCGUCAAGGACCCUGUCAAGUGGCCCACGGCCAUGAGCCCAGUGUUCAAGAGCUUCCUUCAGGGACUACUAAUGAAGGACCCCCACCAGCGUCUGUCAUGGCCAGAGCUGCUCUCUCACCCAUUCAUUGCUGGACGGGUUACUGUGAUCGAUGACACAGAAGAGUGUGGGAUCUCAAACCCCUUUACCACAAAGCUGUCCCCAGAACUGCAGGCCCUGAAGGAACAGCAAGCCCAUUCCCUGGUCCCCAGGAGCAACCAGUCCAGGAUCCUGAGAAAGGCCCAGCGGAAGAUGGUUGAAGAGGCACAGAAAAAGGGGCAACUGAAGGCAGGUGAUGCAUCUAUGAAGGACUCUGGCAAUGGACACCCCAGGCAUAGACCCAGAGCAGGUCCAGGCAAGGCAGCCCCUGAGGAGGGGGAGUCACUGGCUGCCUCCAAUGAGAAUAACUCUGGUCUCCUGCAAGGAAAGAGCAGCAUGGCAGAGUGGGAAUUGGAGGAGUCUCUUCCUGACCCAUGCCAGCACAGCAUCUCUCGAGACUAUGAACGGGAGUUUCCUGGAGCAGGUGCCCCUGCACAGCCUGAUGCUGGCAGGGCAGAGCCCUGGGGCAGGCGCAGCAUUGAGGCCGUAGACCUGGAGAGUGAGGAGCUGGAGAGCGAUGAGGAGUGGCAGCACCUGAUUGAGGCCACUGAGCCCUCGGCCAUGCAGCUGAGCACAUCACUGAGCCUCCUGAGGGACCCAGCCUUUCAGCACCGUGUCAAGGACUGCCUGGCAGACUCUGCUCAGCAGGUGCUGGAAGGGAUGCUGGAGGGCGCCUCCUAUCUCCGUCCUGUGCUUCGUGUUGUGGGGAACCUCCUGGCUACCCAGUGUGACCCUGAGCUGCUGGACCACUUCUGCCAAGAACUGAAUGUGCCUCUGUCCCUGCUGUGUUUAGCCAAGCAGAUCCUGGAGAGUGGUUGCACCAAGCAGCAGCCCUGGUGUAUCACUGUGCUGACAGACCUCCUCAUGGUGACCACAGUUUAUUUCAGCAGUGAACGCAGCCUGGAGGAGAGUGGGCAAAAGGACAGCCUGCAGACCUUCCAGGAGAGUGCUGGCUGCUUCCUGGCCCUGCUGCCGGAGCUGCUGGCUGAGCCAGUCGACAGUGAGAUGAGACUCUGCCAGCAAAGCCUCCUGUGGUGGCAACCCCUGUGUCUUCCCCAGUGCUUCACCCAGCUCUGUGAGAGCCUGGAUGCAACAGACCCCUCCAUCUCUGCACCUUUCUACGCCAGCCUGCGAGAGGAGCAUCAGCCACUGCUGAACAGACUCCUUCACGGGUCCAUCUCAGAGCAGCCUGCUCUGCGAGGUGCAGCGAUGGAGGCCAAGUCAGACCAGAGCCCAUGUGUGGCAGACCUCUUCAUGGCUGCACUGGCUGCUGCCUGCAGUAUCCCCCUGGAGAGGAACAGCUGUCGGGAAGCCAAGCAGCAGGUCGCUCAGGUAGUAGCUGAAAAGCUUAUGGAAGGAGAGAGCCAGCAGCUUGGGAAACUGCUGGGAAGACUGGAGCACUCAAGCUGCUCCUUGAACGUACUGAAGAUCCUCUAUGCUGGCUGCCAUGCCCACCCAAGCCUGUGCCAGCACCUGGGAAGGAGCCAACUGCUGUGGGGUUUCCUCAUGCAGCUCUUGAAGGGUGAGGUCCCCUCGGUGGAGGUGGCCCAGGAGGCAGCCUGUGAGGCCUCUGUGUGCCUGCUAGCCCUGCUCACUCUGCACUUUCAGGCCUCCCCUCCCAGGCUUGAGGAGGUGGUUCCCUUGGCUGUGGAUCUCAUCAUGCAAUCUCCUGUUGUCUGCCUUGUGGGUGCUGCAGCAUUCCUCCUGGCACAACUCAGUCAGCAUGGGGUGGCCUUUGAGCUCAAGGGAGAAGAGGUCCUACCAGUGGUGACAAAUGCACUGACAAUACCUGCUAAGCUGCAGCUCCCCCUGCCAAUGGGUGCUGGUCUCUAUGAUGGGCUCUUUUUCCUCCUGCUGAAACUCCUUGCUCAGGACGAUGUGGCCAUGGAGCCGGGCUUUGCCUCCUCAGAGCUGUGGAGCCUUGUCUGGCAUUGUGUUGCUGUGGUGCUUCAAGUGGGCAGUGACAGGGCAGCGCUGGAGGGAGAGCCCCCAGGGGCAGGCCACCCCAUGGCAGAGCCAGACUGGAACCUCCUCUCCCCUCAAGGCACCCUGCUCUUCCUCAGCCUGGCUGUCUGCAUCUUCACUCGUGAGUCGCACCAGUGCCUGCCUCAGCUCACCCAGUCCCGUGGUGUCCUCAUGGUGACCCUGAAGAGACUGCUGUCCCCCAGCUUCCUGGAAUGCCUGGCACAGAUGCAAGCAGGAGAGGAUGGGGACCCUGAGGUUGUCCCAGCUGUGGUCAUCCAGGCCUGCCAGCUCCUCUGUUUCCCUUUUGCCCUGGAUGUGGAUAGAGACACCUUAGCACUGAUCAUGGAGGCUAUGAGAGACACCCAGAUCCCUGCCCAGCUGCUGCAGGUCUGCUCUCGCCAUCUGCCCUUCUCAUUCACAGAGCUCCCUAUGAGCCUCUUGUGCCACCUCGUUGUGUCUGACACUCAGGUCAUAGACCAAGUGGUGAGGGAAGCUGCCACCUCAGAGCAUGUCAUUGCCUUUUUCAAAUCUGCCUUGUUCUCAGACAACCUCACACUCACAACUGACCUCCUGUCUCUCUUGACCCACGUGGCCCGGGCCUGUUCGGAGCAUCUGCCCUUUCUCCAGAGGAUCCUGAGGGGCUUGGAUGUGGCUGACCAGCCACUGACCUACCUGCUCGGCCACCAGCAAUACCUGAUACGGGCCAAAACCUGCAAUCUGCUGGGCAACCUGCUCCGACACGGCUUUCCCGCGGCGCUGCAGAGCCAUCCCGGCUGGCUGGAGAGCCUGCUGGGGUGCCUGUCGGACGCGGAGGGCAGCGUGCGCAAGGCAGCCAGCUUUGCUGUGGGCAACGCCGCCGGCCACGCGUCCUGCCCGGCCGGGACCCUGCGCAAGGCCGUGCCCGCGCUGGCCCGGCUGCUCAGCGACCUGCCGGCAAAGACGCGCUGCAACGCGGCCCUGGCCCUGAGCAACCUGGGCCAGCGCGGGGCAGAGCUGGGCGACCUGCUGAUCCAGAGCAGGGCCCCCCACUUCCUGCUGCAGAUGGCCUGCCAGGACCCCUGGGAGAGCGUGCGGGAGGGAGCCCUCGUGGCGCUGCGGGUCCUCAGCGAGCACCCCGGGAUCCAGCAGGUGCUGCUGUCCCUCGGAGCCCCCCACAGGCUGGCCGCGCUGGCUGGCGGCAGCCCCCGGCCGCCUCAUGCCCGGCAUUGCGAGGAGCUCCUUCGCCGGCUCGCAGCCGUGCCCGGUCCCGCGUGUCCCCGCCGGCUGCCGCCCGGCACCGACGCCGAGCGGUGACGCCC